This is a messenger RNA of Bufo bufo (common toad), 2227 nucleotides long. Its product is annotated as E3 ubiquitin-protein ligase TRIM39-like. Lineage: Eukaryota; Metazoa; Chordata; Amphibia; Anura; Bufonidae. The coding region runs from base 1 to 1650 and encodes 549 amino acids. The record is from RefSeq and is a predicted model, not a curated record. The transcript has 2 exons. Gene Ontology annotation, molecular function: zinc ion binding; protein binding.
AUGGCGUCUGCUGACCUGAGGGCCGAGCUGGACUGCUCCAUCUGCCUGAGCUUCUAUACAGAUCCUGUGUCCCUGAGAUGUGGACACAACUUCUGCCGCUCGUGUAUUGUGAGUGCGCUGGAUGCACAGGAGGCAGCUGGAGUGUAUUCCUGUCCUGACUGUAGAGCAGAAUAUCCGGAGCGUCCGGCCCUGGAGAAGAACAGGAAGCUGAGGAACAUAGUGGAGCGUUUCUUAUCUGCUCAGCCUGAUAUGGAGGAGACCGGGAUCUUCUGUACUUACUGUGAUUCUCCUGUACCAGCUGUGAGGACAUGUCUGCAGUGUGAGGCCUCGUUCUGUGAAAAGCACUUGAGUAGACACAGUAAGUCAUCAGAACAUACUUUGGUUGAACCUACUGCUACCCCGAAGGAAAGAAAAUGCUCCACACACAAGGAGGUUCUGAAAUACUAUUGUCCUAUAGAGGCCGUCUGUAUCUGUGUGUCCUGCUGUCUGGUCGGCGAGCACAGGGGACAUGACGUGGAGCUACUGGACGUGGCCUCUGAGAAGGAGAAAGAGAAACUGAGGAAAUAUCUGGAGGAACUAAACCCACAAAAAGCAAAAAUUCAGACUAAACUUCUAAAUCUGCAGGAUCGUCAGAGGAAUAUCCAGGAGAAAGCCUCUGAUAAGAGGAAGAAGGUCAGGAAGUUAUUUAUGGACAUUAAGGAACAACUGGAAAUGGCAGAAAAGAAAGCGCUGAUCGAGAUCUCCAGGCAGGAGGAGAAGAUUGUGUCCCAGAUAUCUGAUCUGAUCAAGAAGCUGGAAAUAGAGGAGGACGAGCUGUCCAGGAAGAUGCGUCACCUGGAGGAGAUGUGUCAUGUCACCAACCCAAUAAGACUCCUACAAGAAGGUGACAUUACAGUAUGUGGUCAUGGAGAUGAUGAGGACACAGGGGGAGAUGGUGGAGAGGGCAGGUCUGAGGAUGAUCUGGAUGAGGUUCUGAUCUCACUGACCUUACACCGAUCUAUGAGGGAUAUUGUCACCAAUGUCGCAUCAGAGCUCGGACUCCAUGUUCCAGACAUAUUGCUGGAUGAGGACACUGCUAAUGAAUAUGUGAAGAUAUCAGAAGAUCUGAAAACAGCAACAGGAACAGAAGAAGACGAGGAAGAAGACGAGGAAGAAGACGAGGAAGAAGACGAGGAAGAAGACGAGGAAGAAGACGAGGAAGAAGACGAGGAAGAAGAACCGGACAGACCAGAAUCAUCAGGGAGGUUCCUGGAUUGGUCCCAGGUGUUAAGCAGAUGUGGCCUCUCCUCAGGAAGACAUUACUGGGAGGUAGAGUGGGACCAGAAAGGAGCAUGUGACAUCGGACUGUCCUAUCCCAGUAUAGAAAGGAAAGGAGAUGAGUCUGAUAUUAGAUGUAAUGAUAAAUCUUGGUGUCUGGUUAUGUCUGGUGCAGGAUGUGCAGUGUGUGACCGCUCAGUCAGAUCCCCCCUCAGUGUAGAUACAACAUGUCCUAGACUUGGGGUCUUCUUAGACUAUGAGGCCGGGCGUCUGUCCUUCUAUCAGCUGUGUGACCCCAUCAGACACUUACACACCUUCACCGCCUCCUUCUCUGAACCCCUACAUGUUGCCUUCUAUAUGCAGGAUGAAGCCUCUGUUAGAAUAAUAAGCUGAGGCCGAUGCGUCCAUGUCUCAUUAUAAUGUCCGUCUAUAAGUCACUAUAUAUCGCUGUAUCGGCGGAGCCUCCAAUCACACAAUGUAUAUGGCGGCUCCAUGGGUGGAUGUUUUUGUCAUCCUUGAAAAUCGGAUGCAAAAUUGAUUCUUGAAUUGGCCUAAGACUGAUAAUUGUCCAGAAUUUAAAGGAAUAUUCCCAUCUCAUAAAGUCCUGGUAUAUAGAUAGGAGAGGACAUCCCUUCCUUGACUCCGGGAUCCCCACUGGUCCUGGGAAUAAAGGGACCACAGUGCUGGUUUGGUGAAGUGUCCUCUUUAAAGUUAGUUUAUCUCAUAUCCAUUCUGCUUUCCCCAAACAAUAAAGGAGGAGUCAGUUCUGGGGAUGGGGUCCCAACAAAUCAGAAAGUGAUGGGAUAUUUUAUUUACAGUAUAUACUACCACUGUGUGAGAUGGGGAAACCUCUUUAAGCUGAGCCCGCAAUAUCUACAGCAGAUUCAGGGGACACAAGUGAUGUGUGAAGCUCUUUGUCUAUAUUCACAUUACUCAGGGAUUUGUAAAGCUGCAGGAGACGUUACAUGGU